Papaver somniferum (opium poppy) is the source of this 873-nucleotide messenger RNA. RefSeq lists its product as uncharacterized. The coding region runs from base 1 to 873 and encodes 290 amino acids. The record is from RefSeq and is a predicted model, not a curated record. The transcript is spliced from 2 exons. Lineage: Eukaryota; Viridiplantae; Streptophyta; Magnoliopsida; Ranunculales; Papaveraceae.
AUGGCACCACGCGGUGCCAAUUUUACAACAGAAGAAGAUACAACGAUAUGUAGAAUCCAUUUAGCCAUAUCUCAAGAUUCUGCUACCGGAACCGAUCAACCAGAAAGAUUAUUAUGGAGUCGGAUCAAAGCUAAGCUGGAAGAAGCCCUGCCUUGUAAACCGAAACGUACUUGGACUUCUAUCCAGAGUCGAUUUCAGGGAAUAAGUAGAGAGGUUUCACUUUAUUCUGCAAAAGUGUUGGAAGUUGAUGGUGAAUAUCAUAGUGGCUCGAAUGAAGUCUUGAAGGUUGAAGAGAUAAGAAAGCGAUUCAAAGAAAGUAAUGGUAACAAAAAAUUUAAGCACGAAGAGUGCUACGAAAUUCUAAAAGAUAGUAUCAAAUAUUCAGGACGGUCGACGUUUGUGUUUGAUUCAGCCCAACAAAUGGAAGAUUCUCAGAGUGGUGAGGAAAACGCUAAUAUUGAGGAAACAAUUCCAGGCGAGUCCAAUGAUGAUCUAGAUAUUGGAGAUAUAGAGAACACACGUAAGCGUCAGUUGGGGAAGAAAGCAUCGAAACAACUAAAGAAAACAGGGAGAGAAAAAUCCAAUGCCCAGGAGGAAAUGCUAGAGGAUAUAAUUAAGGAGCAACAAAGUUUCAAUGCUCAUUACAAAGCACAAUCACUAAUGAAGAUGAGACAGAGACAAGCUGAGUUUGAAGCAAUACAAGCUAAGUCUUCGGCGAAACAAGCUAUGCAAGAAAAACUCGAUUUAAAGAAAGAAGCGGACGAUGACUUAGCCAUAAUGUUGAAGGAUGUCUCUGCAUUGGACCCUGUAACAAGAGAGUACUUCGAACUUCGAAAGAUGGAAAUACUACAACGCAAAAGAAACCAAUCUUAA